AUGUCCAAGAAUCCAGAUGGAAAACAAAUCAAAGUCGGGAUUCUUGGUGCGACGGGUACUGUAGGGCAGCGUUUCAUCACCCUGCUCGCAAAACACCCGUGGUUCACCAUCCAUGUACUUGGAGCAUCUUCCAGAUCGGCUGGGAAGCCAUAUACGCUGGCCGUUAUGUGGAAGCAGACGACGCCAAUACCAUCUGUCGUCCGCGAUAUGAUAGUGCGCGAGUGCCAUCCACAGCACUUUGCGGAGUGUGCUAUCAUCUUCUCUGGUCUUGACGCCGAUGCGGCUGGAGAAAUAGAAUCUGCAUUCAGAAGCGCUGAUCUUGCUAUUUUCUCCAAUGCCAAAAAUUACCGCAGAGACCCCUCCGUACCUCUGAUCGUCCCCCUCGUAAACGAUUCACACUUGUCCAUCAUUCCUCAGCAGCAAGCGCUGCAAAAUCCCCCGCUCAAGAAAGGUUUCAUCGUCACAAAUGCUAAUUGUUCUACGACGGGCUACGUUAUACCCCUUCGCGCCCUGGAAAAGGCCUUUGGACCCAUCGAGUCGUGUCUGGUUACCACUAUGCAAGCCAUCUCCGGCGCUGGAUACCCAGGUGUUCCCGGUCUUGAUAUCAUCGAUAACGUUGUGCCCUACAUUGGUGGCGAAGAAGAGAAGAUGGAGUGGGAGACGCUGAAAAUUUUGGGAGGGAUCGCCGAUGGCGAUGAUGGAGUGAAAACCUUUGACAUGCACGCACGCCAUCCGUUACGUGUAUCCGCGUCGUGUAAUCGAGUUCCCGUCAUCGAUGGGCACACCAUGUGCGUUUCUGUACGUUUUCAGCAGAGACCUCCUCCUAGCCCACAGCAAGUCCGAGAGGCCCUAGUGGCUUAUACUCCAGUGGCGCAAUCCAUUGGGUGCCCUUCUGUUCCUGUUCAUGCCAUUUUUGUGCAUGAAGAGCCGGACCGCCCUCAGCCUCGGUUGGACCGGUAUUAUCAAGACGGUGCAGGAGUGUCAGUGGGAAGAGUGCGCCAAUGUCCCGUUCUUGACAUAAAGUUUGUUGUCCUCGCGAACAACGUCUCAAUCGGAGCAGCUACCAGCAGUAUCAUCAACGCGGAGCUCGCGGUGUUGAAAGGGGUUGUAAAGGUGGAGUAACGGGGGCGCUCCCAUGCGGUUCAGAUGCCGUUCAGCCUGAACAACGUGCCAGAUCUAGAAGUUCGGCGGUGAUGUCUUGCACGAUAGUAGAAAGAUCAAAUAAUAGCUUUAUGUUACUGCGAGUAUAUUAUGGGCGAAGGCACUGGUAACUGAUACAAUUGUAUACUGCAGGUUAGUGCGAUGAUGACGUUGAUACAGUAUUGUAACAAAAAUGUGAGCAAAACAUCUUGAUCAACCAGCUCGGAAGGAACGAUCUCGGGAGACACGGUCACGGUUCAGCUGUACAAAAUUCUCGAUCAUGCGAUUCAUAUGACCCAGUCCUGGAGUCUCGGGAAGC
Molecule: messenger RNA, 1459 nt
Organism: Suillus plorans
Lineage: Eukaryota; Fungi; Basidiomycota; Agaricomycetes; Boletales; Suillaceae
Product: aspartate-semialdehyde dehydrogenase
Exons: 2
Coding region: 1-1122 (373 amino acids)
Biological process (GO): L-threonine biosynthetic process
Molecular function (GO): protein dimerization activity; NAD binding; aspartate-semialdehyde dehydrogenase (NADP+) activity
Source: RefSeq, a predicted model, not a curated record